AUGUUUAGACGACAGUUCCACUUGAAGAGGGUACCAAAGCUAUACUGUCAUGGUAUCAAGCAGCUUGACCUGGUUUCGUCUAUUCCAACGACAGACUUAUUGGUUAAACUAAACUUCAUCCAUCAACCACGGUCUGGACUUUUCAACUACUUGCCAAUGGGACUUGGUGUCUUAGACAAGCUCAAGGGAGUUAUAGAUGAGAGCAUGACCCGUGCGAACUUUGACAAGGUUCAAUUGGGACUCCUAUCUCUGCUGGAGUCAUGGCGUACCACUGGUAGAUACAACAACCCUGAACUCUAUAAGGUUCGGGGCGCUGGAGGGACUAAAGACGACUAUGUAUUGCUUGCUACUGCCGAAGAAGAUAUGACCCAGUUGAUCAAGCUGUUUGCUUUUGCCAGUCCCAAGGAGUAUCCUGUUUUGGUGUAUCAAAUCAAUGACAAGUUUCGAGAUGAAUUACGACCAAGAGGAGGGUUGCUUAGAGGCAAAGAGUUUGUUAUGAAGGAUGGAUACUCGUUUGAUAUCGAUGAACCUCUGGCAAUGAAGAGCUACAAAACAGUUACGGAAGCGUACCAUCGGAUCUUCAAAGCCUUAAAGACUCCCUAUGUGGUUGCUGAUGCUGAUACCGGAGACAUUGGAGGGUCUCUUAGUCACGAAUGGCACUAUUUGCAUCCCACAGGGGGGGACACAGUAUUCACGUGUACCAAUUGUGGCAAUGUUUCCAAUGUAGAGAAGACAUUAAGUUAUGCUGAAGUUACAGAAGAAUCAGCAAAAACAACUGAAGUAGGAGUCAAGUAUUUUAUAACCAAGGAUGAUAAGACUUUGGUUUGUGUUUAUUAUUCUCUUCAGAGACAAUUACAAGAGUCUUUUGUUGCCUUGGAGGUUCCAGAUAUCGACUUGUCUAAUCGGUUAUCCCAAGAAGAGAUUCUUGCCAUAUUCAGUGACAAAGACCAGUUAAUUGAUAAACGGAUUGUGCGAUUGAUGGAUGCCAGGUUGAAUCAUCGUUCGCCGUUACCUGAUUUCCCCGUGCCGUUCAUUAGUCGGUCUUUGAUCAGUACCUUAUUCGAUGUGCCAUUAGUUAGUGCAGAAGAAGGUGAGAUUUGUGCUGUAUGUGAUGAAGGGACGUUGCAGCCUGCCAAGGCCAUUGAGAUUGGCCAUACGUUUUAUUUGGGCGAUAAGUACUCUUCUUCCCUCGGGCUUACUAUCGACUCCAAGAGUGUUCAGAUGGGAUGUUAUGGCAUUGGGCUACUGAGAAUCGUUGCCGCACUUGGAGAGAUACAUCGUGAUGGUAAAGGCUUGAGAUGGCCCCGGGUCACAGCUCCAUGGGAUGCCACAUUAAUUGACAUUAGAAAGAACGUUGGAGGCGACCAUUACAGUGAGAACCAUGAUGUGGUACAAUUGUGCAAACAAUUAGAGAGUAAUGGUAUCGACUACAGACUAGAUGAUCGUUCCAAGUACCGUUUGGGAAGUAAAGUUCACCAUUCUAAUUUGGUAGGCAUACCCUUGGUGAUUAUCUUAGGUAAGCGUUUCCCCCAAUACGUUGAAAUUGAAACAAGGUACACCACAAGCAUGGAACACUGGAAACACUUAUACGAACAUCAGCAUACUUUUCAUUGGGAAGUAGAACAAGAUGGUGAUGGUAAUGUGCACAAACAUACCGUAGCUUUGGAGGGUGCGAUUCAAGUAAUUGAAGCAUUAUUGGAAGACAUGUAA
Messenger RNA from Lizanozyma spartinae, 1710 nucleotides. It is a transcript of the gene PRS, whose product is annotated as putative proline--tRNA ligase. Bases 1 to 1710 code for a protein of 569 amino acids. Gene Ontology annotation, cellular component: cytoplasm; mitochondrion. Gene Ontology annotation, biological process: prolyl-tRNA aminoacylation. The transcript has a single exon. Lineage: Eukaryota; Fungi; Ascomycota; Pichiomycetes; Serinales; Debaryomycetaceae. The record is from RefSeq and is a predicted model, not a curated record. Gene Ontology annotation, molecular function: proline-tRNA ligase activity; ATP binding.